AUGAAGAAAUCGCUCCGUUUCUUCAAACUUCCAAUCCCGGGGAAUCAUCUGAUCCAUCACAGACUACGACCUCCAACAUCCGCCACAGUGCAGACCGAUCAACAGAUCCAUCUGACCCCAAAGGAUCUUCCGCAAUCCACGAAGAGACGUCCUUGUCCUGUUCGGUGUGCGGGAAAUCCUUCGCCGAAAAGAGAAACCUCUUUGCGCAUCGGAGAAUUCACCAGAUCGAGCGUCUUUUUCCAAUGUUCCGUGUGCGGGAAAAGUUACGUGCGGAAAGAAAAACUGGUCAUACAUCAGAGAACUCACACCGGCGAACGACCUUACUCGUGUUCAGUGUGCGGGAAGUGUUUCGCUGAGAAGGGGACGCUUCACAGACACCAGAAAUCCCACACGGGCGAGCGUCCCUAUUCUUGCCCUGAGUGCGGGAAAGGGUUCAUCAGCAAAGAAGACCUUCUAAAGCACCAGAGAAUUCACACUGAUGAGCGCCCUUAUCCUUGCUUGGAGUGUGGGAAGUGUUUUAAAGAAAAAAGAACGCUUGUUAUACACCAGAGAAUUCACACGGGUGAGCGUCCUUAUUCAUGUUCUGAGUGCGGGAAAUGUUUUGCUGAGAAAAGAGUGCUUCUUAUCCAUCAGCGAAGUCACACAGGCGAGCGUCCCUUUUCAUGUUCAGAGUGCGGGAAAUGCUUUACUGAGAAAAGAAACCUUCUUACGCAUCAGAUAAUUCACACGCGUGAGCGUCCGUAUUCAUGCUCAGAGUGCGGGAAAGGUUUCAAUCAGAAACAAAGCCUUCUCACGCACCAGAAAAUUCACACGAGCGAUCGCCCUUUCUCCUGUUCAGAGUGCGGGAAAUGUUUUGUUCAGAAAGGAAACCUUCUUUCGCACCAGAGAAUACACACGGGCGAGCGGCCCUUCUCGUGUUCAGAGUGCGGGAAGUGUUUUGUCCAGAAAGAAAAACUUGUUAUACACCAGAGAAUUCACACUGGCGAGCGUCCCUUUUUAUGUUCCGAGUGCGGAAAAGGCUUUGCCGAAAAAAGAACGCUUCAAAGACACCAGAGAUCUCACACAGGGGAGAGGCCCUAUCCAUGCGGCGAGUGUGGGAAACGUUUCAUUCAGAAAGAAGACCUUAUUAAACACCAGAGAAUUCACACAGGGGAACGUCCCUAUUCGUGUUCCGAGUGCGGGAAAGGUUUUGUCCAGAAAGGAAACCUUCUUUCACACCAGAGAAUUCACACAGGCGAGCGUCCUUUCUCGUGUUCGGUGUGCGGGAAAUGUUUCAGUCAUAAAGUAAGCCUUCUUCGACACCAAAGAAUUCACACAGGCGAGCGCCCGUAUCCAUGUUCAGAGUGCGGGAAAUCUUUCACCGACAAAGGAAACCUUCUUAAACACCAGAGGAUUCACACGGGGGAGCGUCCUUAUGCAUGUUCAGAGUGCGGGAAAGGCUUUAUUUACAGGGGAAAACUUCUCAUACACCAGAGAAUCCACACAGGUGAGCGUCCUUUUUCAUGUUCAGAGUGCGGGAAGUGUUUCUCUGAGAAAGGGAAACUUCAUUUACACCAGAGAAGUCACACGGGGGAGCGUCCCUAUUCCUGUUCGGAGUGCGGGAAAAGUUUUAACCAGAAAGGAAACCUCCUUAAACACCAAAGGAUUCACACAGGCGAGCGUCCUUAUUCCUGUUCAGAGUGCGGGAAAUGUUUCAUUCAGAAAGGAAACCUUCUUAAACAUCAGAAACGUCACACGGGUGAGCGUCCUUUUUCGUGUAAAGAGUGCGGCAAAUGUUUCACUAAGAAAACCGCAUUUGUUACACACCAGAGCACCCACACAGGCGAGCGUCCCUAUUCAUGUUCGGUGUGCGGGAAAUGUUUUCUUAUGCAAAAUGCACUUGAUAGACACAGCAAGAUUCACACAGGUGAGGGUCCGUAUUCAUGUUCGGAGUGUGGAAAAUGUUUCAUUCAAAAGGCAAACCUUCUUAAACACGAGAGAUGUCACACAGGUGAGAAUCUCUUUUCAUGCUCCGAGUGCGGAAAAAGUUUCGCCGACAAAGGAAAGCUUAAUUUACACCAAAAAAGCCAUACAGGCGAGCGUCCCUUUUCAUGUUCAGAGUGCGGGAAAAGUUUCAUUCAGAAAGGAAACCUUCUUAAGCACCAGAGAUGUCACACGGGCGAGCGUCCCUAUUCCUGUUCAGUCUGCGGGAAAUCCUUUAUUGAGAAAAAUGCUCUUGUUAUACACCAGAGAAUACACACGGGUGAGCGUCCAUAUUCAUGUUCAGAGUGCGGGAAAUGUUUUAUUCAGAGAGGAAACCUUUUUAAGCACCAGAGGUCUCACACAGGUGAGCGUCCCUAUUCAUGUUCAGAGUGCGGGAAAUGUUUUACUGAGAAGAAUGCACUUCUUGUACAUCAGAGAAUACACACGGGUGAGCGUCCCUAUUCAUGUUCAGAGUGUGGGAAAAGUUUCACUAAGAAAACAGCAUUUCUUGUACACCAGAGCAGACACUCCGGUGAGCGUCUCUGUUCAUGUUCUGAAUGCGGAAAAUGUUUCUUUCAUAAAGGAGACCUUCGUAAGCACCAGAAAAUUCACUCGGGCGAGCGUCCCUUUUCAUGUUCAGAGUGUGGGAAAUGUUUCAACCAAAAGGGAAACCUUCUCAGACAUCAGAGAAUUCACACAGGUGAGCGUCCUUAUUCUUGUUCAGAGUGUGGGAAACGUUUCAUUCAGAAAAGAGAUCUUUUUAGACAUCAGAGAUUUCACACCGGUGAGCGUCCUUUUUCUUGUUCAGAGUGCGGGAAAUGUUUUAUCAUGAAAGAAAACCUUCGUAAACACAAGAGAAUUCACACCUGUGAACGUCCUUUCGCGUGUUCAGAGUGCGGGAAAUGUUUCAUUAUGAAAGGAUACCUUCUCAAACACCAGAGAAUUCACACUGGUGAGCGUCCUUUCUCAUGUACGGAGUGCGGGAAAUCUUUCACUAUGAAAGGAGACCUUUAUAAACACCUUAUCAUUCACACUGGCGAGCGUCCUUUCUCAUGUUCGGAGUGCAAAAAAUGUUUCUAUCGCAAGGCAAACUUCAAAAAGCACCAGAGGAUUCACAAGGGUGAUCGUCCCUACAAAUGUUCAGAGUGCGGCAAAUGUUUCACUCAGAAAGAAACACUGGUUACGCACCAGAAAAUUCAUACGGGUGAGCGUCCCUUUUCUUGCUUAGACUGUGGGAAAUGUUUCAUUUCUAAUACAGUCCUUCUUAAUCACCAAAAAAGUCACACGGGUGAGCGUCCUUAUUCGUGUUCAGAGUGUGGGAAAUGUUUCACCAAGAAAGCAGGUCUUAUUAAACACCAAAAAAUCCACACAGGAGAGCGUCCAUUUUCGUGUUUAGAUUGUGGUAAGGCUUUUAUCCAGAAGUCAGAUCUCUUUAUACACCAGAGAAGUCACACGGGUGAGCGCCCCUAUUCUUGUUCAGUGUGCGGGAAAUCUUUUACUUUGAAAGGAAGCCUUCUUAAACAUCAGAGAAAACACACGGGUGAGUGUCCUUAUUCAUGUUCAGAGUGUGGGAAGGCUUUUGUUGACAAAAGAUACCUUCAAAAUCACCAGAAAAGUCACACAGGAGAGCGUGCCUAUUCAUGUUCAGUGUGUGGGAAAAGUUUCAUUGAGAAAAGAAACCUCCUUCAUCACCAGAGAAUUCACACAGGCGAGCUUUCUAGUCAUGUUCAGAGUGCGGGAAAUGUUUCAAGGACACAAGAAGGCUUGUUAAUCCCCACAGAAAUCACACAGGUGUGCGUCCUUAUUCAUGUUCAGAAUGUGGGAAAUGUUUCAUUCUGA
Messenger RNA from Staurois parvus, 3801 nucleotides. Lineage: Eukaryota; Metazoa; Chordata; Amphibia; Anura; Ranidae. The record is from the annotation of a GenBank genome assembly.